UGAGAAUAAUUGAAAUCCGAAAACACUACUGUAAAAACGGCGUUAAAAAAUUUACCGAAACUAAUAUUUAUUUUAUUUUUUUAUUUUACGAGUUAGAAAAUAUAUAACUAUAAACACAUUUUGAUGGCAACGCCACUCGGUCAGCCACAGAUGGCUGCAGCUUCUGGCAGUGCCACACAAGAACACAGUGUAAGAGUUCUGAAAGAUCAUAGGAAGAUUUACAAGAUGAUGAAGUUUUCCUCUGGCAAUGAGUUGGACUUUGUAAAACUUAGCGAGACACCAGUCAGAAUGGAGAGGGAAAAUAACUUCAAAGAGUACAAAACAGCUAAUGAUAUAGAUCAGAUGCCAAAGUUUGGGGCUGGUAGUGAGUUUGGCAGAGAACAAAAAGAAAUAGCCAGAAAAAAGAAGUAUGGAAUCAUGAUGAAAAAUUAUAAUCCAAGUGAUCAGCCAUGGCUUCUAAAGAUUGGCAAAAAUAAAGAAACGAAAAGAUAUAAAGGUGUGAGAGAAGGAACAAUAACAGAGAACACAUCAUAUUACAUAUUUACCCAAUGUUCUGACGGAGCAUUUGAAGCAUUCCCUGUAGAAGAAUGGUAUAACUUUUCUCCAAUGAUAAGAUACAAAUACCUCAACUCAGAGGAAGCUGAAGAAGAGUUCAGCAGACGAGAUAAGACAUUGAAUUAUUUUUCUAUCAUGGUACGGAAGAGAUGUAGAAAUGAUGAAGAUCUCGAUAAAGUUGACGAAGAGGAGAAGAAUCUCAAAGUGAAGACUUCAAAGAAAAGUAGUAAAGAUUUAGUGUUAACAGAUAUAGAUGAAUGGUUUGAUAUAUCAGAUGAUGAUGAUGAUGAUGACAAUGAUGAGGAAGAUGGUGAUGAAGAUUCUAAAAAGAAGAAAAAGGGUAAAAAGUUAGCCAAGAAAGUAAAGAAGAAGAGAACAGCUAAACAUAACUCUGAUGAUGAGGCUAUAGAGGAAAGUGAUGAGGGAGAUUACGAUGACAAGGAAGUAGAUUAUAUAUCUGAUUCUGGAAGCUCCUCUGAAGAAGAAGGAGCUAAAAAAGAUAAAUAUGAAGAGAAAGGUGUUGAUGAAGAAAAAGGUCUUAGAAAAUUGAUAGGUUCUGAUGAAGAAGAGAGUGAUGAAGAAGAAAAGAAAGAAGAGACUAAGGAAAAAGAAGAAAAAACAAAGAAAGGUGAUGAAGAUGAAAGUAGUAGUUCUAGUUCAGGUGAAGAUUCUGAUAUAGAAAAAGAUGAAGGUCUCGCAUCAGCAAUAUUUUUACAGCAAGAGGCUAAAAGAAAUUCACCAGUGCCGAGAUCUGAUACACCUAGCUCAAUGGAGACUGAUGACAAGAAAUCAAUGAAGAGAAAACUAGAAGGAGAAGCAUCAUCAUCAAAGAAAAUGAGAACAGACAGUCCUAGUGUAGGAGGUUCUAAGGAAGGAAUUACAGAAAGUGCAAUACGUCGAUACCUUAUGAGGAAACCUAUGACACCAAAAGAGUUAGUUCAAAAAUUCAAGUCGAAGAAACUGAAUAUAUCAAAAGAACAGAUGACAUCUACUAUAGCUCAGUUGUUAAAGAAAAUUAAUCCAGACAAAAAGAUUAUAAACAAAGCUAUGUACCUAUCAUUAAAAUCGUCAUGAAUA
Mytilus trossulus (common blue mussel) is the source of this 1632-nucleotide messenger RNA. Its product is annotated as general transcription factor IIF subunit 1-like. Gene Ontology annotation, cellular component: nucleus; transcription factor TFIIF complex. Bases 124 to 1629 code for a protein of 501 amino acids. NCBI's taxonomy places the organism in Eukaryota, Metazoa, Mollusca, Bivalvia, Mytilida, Mytilidae. The transcript is spliced from 13 exons. The record is from RefSeq and is a predicted model, not a curated record. Gene Ontology annotation, biological process: positive regulation of transcription elongation by RNA polymerase II; transcription initiation at RNA polymerase II promoter. Gene Ontology annotation, molecular function: DNA binding; RNA polymerase II general transcription initiation factor activity; TFIIF-class transcription factor complex binding.